Messenger RNA from Pocillopora verrucosa, 2124 nucleotides. NCBI's taxonomy places the organism in Eukaryota, Metazoa, Cnidaria, Anthozoa, Scleractinia, Pocilloporidae. The record is from RefSeq and is a predicted model, not a curated record.
GAUUUUAGUGAAAAAAAACCUCUUACAGUCACGUGGAGACUAUUCCAGAAGGCUAUGGGUACUAGAAGGACUAAUUUAAUUAUAAAACGCCUGGGGGAUUUUUGCGGUUCUGAUACAUUCUUUAGACUAAGCGUCGAAUUCUGCUCUAUUUUUGAGGAUAUUCGAGGAUUUUACUAUGCCAGAAGGACCAGAACUUUACAAAAACAGCCAAUUCGUGAACAAAGUCUGCAAAGGACUCGUUUUCAGUGGCAAGAUUGUGAAGUCAGCUGUUAGCACUAAAAACCCCGAUGUCUCCUUUCCCGCCAUGUGUGAUUAUUGCAUAACUUCAGAGUCUAGAGGUAAAGAAACUGCGCUGAUUUUGACAUCAUUAGGCUCUGAUGGCAAUGGAAAACAAAUCAAACAAGAGAAAGAUUGCGAAAAGCAAAGACUCAGGAUUCUUUUUCGAUUUGGAAUGUCUGGAAAGUUUACGUUUGGUGCAGUAAAGGACAUGCAUAAACAUGCGCACUUGAACUUCUUUACUAAGGAGAAACCAGUCAUGGUGUUGAGUUUUGUAGAUGUUAGAAGAUUUGGUCGAUGGGAAGUGACAGAUGAAUGGUCAAACAACAGAGGACCUGAUCCAAUGUUUGAAUACCAAGAGUUUAGAUCAAACAUUCUUGAUAAUCUACAAGAAACAGUAUUCAACAAACCACUAUGUGAAGUAAUGCACAAUCAGAAGUACUUUAACGGAAUUGGGAACUAUCUUAGAGCUGAGAUCAUUUUUAGGGCUGCUGUUCCUCCAUUUAGCUCUGCAAGAUCAGUGCUGGAAAAGCUCAAGGUAAAUGAGGAGGAAAGCAUGUCCAAGGUAUCAAAAGGAAAGAAAUGUAAAGUUAAACAUCCAGACUUUCUAGAGCUUUGUAAUUUGGUGCCUAAAGAGGUGAUUAAUUUACCAUAUGAUCCCACAGGAAAUUAUUCAGAUUAUUCUGCAUUCAAUGAGUGGCGUCAGUGCUACUACAAACCAGAGAUGAGGAACAUUGUGGACCAUGAUGGCAGGACCAUUUGGUUUAAGGGUGAAGCUGGACCUUUGGUGCCUAAAGAUGCAAAAUCAAGAGGGAUACGCACAUCUAAAAAGAGGAAAACAGAAAAAGUUAAAAAAGAAAUAAAUGGAGAGGAGGAAACUAAAGCGGUGAGUGAGGACCAUGCUCCACCAAAGAAAAAGAAAAAGAAAACGAAGACACCGCCAAAAGCAACAGUGAAAAAAGAACCGAAAAAGAAAACGGUUGUUGGGAAAGAGAGUAGAAAAAAGAGGUCGUCUGGGAAGCAGCAGAACGCACCAGUCAGAAGAAGCCUUCGUCUUAACAAAGAUAUUCGCAAGUAGCUUAAUUAUUCGGAACACGUAGGCAAGAUGCAUUGUGGUCAAAUUAUUAGUAUUCACAAAAGGAGGGAAAAUUUCAUUAAUUUCUAAACUGUGUUCAAAUUUUCUGUAAACAAAAGCCAAAAUGGAUGACUCGCUCCCGACGAAAAUUCGAGUGACGAAAGAGAAACGGUUUUCGCUCGACUUGGUAUACGUGAUGUGAAAGGGAGAAUUUGUCUAAGUAAAUGUCACUAAACCUGAGCACAGUAAACAAAACAGGUGUUUCGCCCAUGCCCUGCUCUCGGCCUAAACCCGGGUCCAGUCUUCAGACAAUUUCCACGUGACUAAAACGUCAUUUUCAUCUGCCUGACUUCAUCUACCAAUGAGCACAAAGUAAACACAGUUGAGGGUAAUUUAACAAUGACGUUAUGCAUGGCGAAGAAAUAACAAGCCUGUGAGUACAAUGCCGUAUGUUCAUUUAUAUUUCAAAUUUUUAGUGAAUUUUAUUACGUUUUCCAGUGCUUACAGAUGAGUUUAUUAGCUCAGGUAAAGUAACAGAGACGCGUAAAUCUAAUUUGACCGUUGCGUGAGUAACUUUAGGAAAGAGUAAUGAUUUGACGGGAACGUCAUUAGCCAAGCCCUGUUCCCAUGGUAACAUUCUUCAAAGUUAAUAACAAAUAGUCUUCACUACUGUAGUUUUUCUACGGAUUAGAAAGGAUGAGAAAAUAACACAUUCAAACUCUCAUGACUUUUUUUUGCCUUGUUUUUAUCUACCGAAUGAAAAUAAACUGAAU